This is a messenger RNA of Trametes versicolor FP-101664 SS1, 1113 nucleotides long. Its product is annotated as membrane insertase OXA1. Gene Ontology annotation, cellular component: mitochondrial inner membrane. Gene Ontology annotation, molecular function: membrane insertase activity. The record is from RefSeq and is a predicted model, not a curated record. Lineage: Eukaryota; Fungi; Basidiomycota; Agaricomycetes; Polyporales; Polyporaceae. Gene Ontology annotation, biological process: protein insertion into mitochondrial inner membrane from matrix; mitochondrial respiratory chain complex IV assembly. The transcript is spliced from 4 exons. The coding region runs from base 1 to 1113 and encodes 370 amino acids.
AUGCACCACCCUCCAACACCCUCACCAUCAUCGGGCGCCCGUACUCGCACUACAAAUCCACUCCGCCCAAUGGUCCCGCGAUUACAACCCUCCGCAGAAGCUAUCCCAUCCGAGCCAAGCGUCCCAGAGGCUGUCUCGGCCGCUGCACCUGAGCCUGUUGCCGCGGAGCCCUCUGUGGCUUUGGACGUGGCCUCCACACCUUCGCCAGAUGCUGCGCUCUCCCCGGUCCUCUCGGACGCGCUCCCCACGGAGGUGCUAUCUUCAAUUCCGUCCCCCUUGACCUAUGGCGACCUCGCUGCAAUGGGGCUUGCCAGCUGGACGCCCGCGGGCAUCUGCCGGUGGGGUAUGGAGCUCAUCCAGGUCUCGACGGGCCUGCCAUGGUUCUGGACGAUUGUUGGCGCGACGUUCGCGUCGCGCGUCCUGCUCUUCCCAUUCACCGUGAAGCAGAUGCGGAGUACGGCCGCGCUCGCGCCGUACCAGGCGGACAUCGCGUCGAUUCGUGACGAGAUGGCCACCGCGCAGACGAAGAAGGACAUGCUCGCGAUGCAGCGCGCCGCGCUUCGCCAGAAGAUGAUCUACGAGAAGGCGGGUGUGAGCAUCGGCGGGAUGGCGCUCGCGCCGUUCGUGCAGCUGCCCGUCACGCUCGGCAUGUUCUUUGGCGUGAAGAAGUUGUGCGACUUGCCCGUUGAGCAGCUCAAGUUCAGUGGCUUUGAGUGGGUGCCCGACCUUACCGUCCUGGACCCCACGUACACGCUGCCCAUCAUCGCGACUGUUCUGAUGAACGUCCAAAUCUCGGUGUCCAUGCGUGACCUUGUCGGCCAGACACCGCAGAUGGGCCACAUCAUGAACUUCCUCCGCAUCCUCACCACCGGGUCUGUCUUCCUCAUGGCGAACCUGACCUCUGGCGUGCUCGUCUACCUCAUCUCGAGUAUCACCGCGAUGACCCUCCAGAGCCUCAUCCUUCGCCAGCCUGCGGUACGCCGCGCGCUGAGCAUCCCCCUCAUUCCCGCGCACCUCAGCACGCCCGCACCGUCCAUGCGCGAGUCCCUCCAAUACGCGCGCAAGUGGUGGGACGACAAGGUCGCGGACGCGCGUGCCGCUCCCAGGCGCUGA